Messenger RNA from Cajanus cajan (pigeon pea), 2313 nucleotides. Its product is annotated as putative inactive receptor kinase At4g23740. Gene Ontology annotation, biological process: protein phosphorylation. The record is from RefSeq and is a predicted model, not a curated record. Gene Ontology annotation, molecular function: protein kinase activity; protein binding; ATP binding. Lineage: Eukaryota; Viridiplantae; Streptophyta; Magnoliopsida; Fabales; Fabaceae.
GAUUGAGUUACAGCUAUUAGAAACAGUGAAAAAAUUUGAUCCACCUCACCUCCAUUAUUUGUGCAGUGCAUUGGAUGCUGCAGCUUUUACCAAUCACCAUUAUUUGUGACGAAUCAUAACUUGCACGUACGUUUUCUCUCUGGAUGCCGCUAAGGGAUGACUUUUGAGCAUGAGAGGGCAGAUCUGGAACAAAAAACAAAAAGUAAGCGACAGUGUCUCAUAUGAAUUCAUAUUAGUAGUAUGACUUAGUUGGGUUGAUUAAAGUUUGAAGAACAUGGAACUCAUGUUGUGGUUCAUCAUCUCCAUUCUCAUACUCUCCCAAGCAAAGGCAGCAGAAGAAGAAGACAAGGCAGCAUUGCUUGAAUUCGUGCAAAAGCUACCACCUUCAAGGCCUCUCAAUUGGAACGGAACCUCUUCCCCAUGCACCUCUUGGACAGGCGUAACCUGUGACCGACAAAGCUCACGUGUCAUAGCCAUUCACCUACCAGCCUUCGGAUUCCACGGACCCAUCCCUCCCAACACCAUAAGCCGCCUCACGUGCCUCCAAACGUUGAGUCUCAGAUCCAACUUCAUCACCGCUCAUUUCCCUUCCGAUUUCUCCAAUCUCAAAAACCUCACCUUUCUCUAUCUCCACUUCAACAACUUCACCGGCCCCUUACCGGAUUUCUCCCCCUGGACAAACCUCUCCGUCCUUGACCUCUCCAAUAACCGAUUCUCCGGCCACAUUCCUCCGUCGCUCUCCACCUUGCCCCGCCUCGCCGCCGUCAACCUCGCCAACAACUCGCUCUCCGGGGAAAUCCCACUCUCUCUCCAGAGGUUCCCAAAGGCCGCAUUUUUAGGCAACAAUCUUUCUCUUCAACUUCAACCCUCUCCGCAUUCUGUCAAACACCGCCAAACGACGCUGCUUUCGGUUGUUGUCGCUGCUGGUGUCUUCGCUCUCGCGGGAUUCCUUGUUUUUGUAUUUCUGUGGUGCUCCAGGAAGAGAAAAGGGAAUGUUUUUGCUCGGAAGUUGCACAAGGGGGACAUGUCUCCGGAGAAACUGGUGUCGAGGGACUUGGAUGUAAAUAAUAAGAUUGUUUUCUUUGAGGGGUGUAGUUAUGCUUUUGACUUGGAGGAUUUGUUGAGGGCUUCUGCUGAGGUAUUGGGGAAGGGGACGUUUGGUGCUGCUUACAAGGCUGCGCUAGAGGAUGCUACCACGGUUGUUGUCAAGAGGUUGAAGGAGGUGGCUGUUGGAAGGAAGGACUUUGAGCACCACAUGGAGGUUGUUGGAAAUCUUAAACAUGAGAAUGUGGUUGAGCUCAAAGGGUAUUACUACUCCAAAGACGAGAAACUCAUGGUCUAUGAUUACUACACUCAGGGGAGCCUCUCUGCCUUGCUCCAUGGUAAAAGAGGAGAGGAGAGGGUGGCUUUAGAUUGGGAUACUCGGAUGAAAAUUGCUUUGGGUGCUGCACGAGGCAUUGCUCGCAUCCAUUUCGAGAACGGUGGUAAACUUGUACAUGGCAAUAUCAGAUCCUCAAAUAUCUUUCUAAAUAGUAAGCAAUAUGGAUGUGUCUCUGAUCUUGGCCUGGCAACCAUAAUGAGCUCAGUUGCCAUACCUAUUUCAAGAGCUGCUGGAUACAGAGCACCUGAAGUUACAGACACCAGAAAAGCGACACAGCCUUCUGAUGUUUACAGCUUUGGUGUGGUGUUACUAGAGCUCCUGACUGGGAAAUCCCCUGUCCACACAACUGGUGGCGAUGAGAUUGUCCACUUGGUGAGAUGGGUUCAUUCUGUUGUGAGAGAGGAGUGGACAGCUGAAGUAUUUGACCUGGAGCUGAUCAGGUAUCCCAAUAUAGAGGAAGAGAUGGUGGAAAUGUUGCAGAUAGCCAUGUCAUGCGUGGUAAGGGUUCCUGAUCAGAGACCUAAGAUAUCAGAAGUUGUAAAAAUGAUACAAAAUGUGAGGCAGAUUGAUAUAGUGAAUCAGCCAUCAUCUGAGAACCAAGUGGAAAGUGCAACACAGCCCCCUUUAACCCCUACACAAAAAGGAAAUGAAUGAUAGAGAGCUGCUUGCUGUCUUUAUUUGAUUUGAGUGUGUCCGAAAAUGUUUUGUUCCAAAUUAUGAACAAGAGCAUGGUUCUUUCCAUCAUUUUCCUUUGUAAUUCUUGUUCCACAUAUUUGCUUUUUCCACGAAAAAGCCAAACUAAUUUAAUUGAUUUUAUAUCAUGGUAUGUUAAAUGCUUUGAGGGAAGGAAUCACCAGAUGAUGGUACCAUCCGGUGGUUAAGUACUUGUCUUGCUACCUGUUAACCUGAUAUGAAACAUUUUUUUCAUCAUC